AUGAAUUUGAACGUAUUUUGUUUCUUGCUACUAUCGGCAAUUGGAGGCACUUUUAGUGCGGCGAUACCAAAAAUUGGUAGUCAAUUGCCCGGAAUUGUAGGAACAACCGGAAGUGGUCUUGGAGGUCUUCUCGGAGGUGGAGGAUCCGGAAACGUAUUGGGUUCACUACCAGACCUAAGCUCAGUGGUGAAAACUGUUGGUGGUUUAGGACAAGGGAUUGAUAAAACAGUUGCACAAAAAUCAAUUCAAAAUCCAGUUGAACAAGUUGGAGUCAAGAGCCUUAAUCCACUACCAGGAAUUGGAAACGGAAUUGGAGGUACUUCCGGAGGCGGUCUUGGAGGUCUUCUCGGAGGUGGAGGAACCGGAAACGUAUUGGGUUCACUACCAGACCUAAACUCAGUAAUGAAAACAGCUGGUGGUUUAGGACAAGGAAUUGAAAACGCAGUUGGAAAGAAAUUAAUUGAAACUGCAGCGGAACAAGGUUUGAAAACCAUGCAUCAAUAUGAAAACAGAGUUCUGAAGACUAUCGAAGACUUUUUUGGAGGUCUUUUCAACACCGGAGAGAAAGGAGGAGAAAAAGGUUUGUUUCCAAAAACAGCAGAAAACAGCCUUAAGACAAUACAAGGAGUCGGAAAUGGACUUCUAGGCCAAGCCGAAAAGGCAAUUGAACAGAUUAGUGGAGGAAUUGGAGGCGGAAUUGUUCCAAAAAUCGGUGGGUGA
This is a messenger RNA of Belonocnema kinseyi, 720 nucleotides long. RefSeq names its product glycine-rich cell wall structural protein-like. The coding region runs from base 1 to 720 and encodes 239 amino acids. The record is from RefSeq and is a predicted model, not a curated record. The transcript has a single exon. NCBI's taxonomy places the organism in Eukaryota, Metazoa, Arthropoda, Insecta, Hymenoptera, Cynipidae.